Acanthosepion pharaonis is the source of this 2100-nucleotide messenger RNA. The record is from the annotation of a GenBank genome assembly. NCBI's taxonomy places the organism in Eukaryota, Metazoa, Mollusca, Cephalopoda, Sepiida, Sepiidae.
AUGUUUUCUCUUUCCUUGCCAUUUUUACUCAUUCUUUUUUCUUUCUUUUGUUUUUCUCUUUUCUUAAUUUUUUUUUUCUUUUUCUUUUUCUCUUUCUCCAUUCUGCCAAUUUUGCUUGAAUUAUUCUUUUUUUCAUUCUUUCUUUUUAUUCUUUCUUUUUCUUUAUUCUUCCUUUCUUUCUUGUUUACUUUAUUUUUCUUUUAUUCUUUCUUUCUUUUAUCUUUCAUGCCACUUUUUCCUUUUCUUCUUUAUCACAAAAUAAAAAUGCAAUUAAGAAUGAAAAAAUUAUUUCCUUCUUUUGUUCUUUUAUUUUUCCUUUUCUCUUCAUUCUUUUUUUCUUCUGCUUUCUUUCAUUGUUUUUCUUUCCAUGUUUUUUUUCUUUUGGUUUCUUUUCAUUUUUUUUCUUUCCUUCUGUUUCUUCUUUCAGUAUCUUUUUUUUUUUUAUUCUUCUAUUUCUGCUUUUAUUUUCCUUUUUUUUCUUUUAUUUCAUUUUCUCUUUUUUUCUUUUUCUUUUUUCUUCUUUUAUUUUCCUUUUUCUUUUUUCUUCUUUUAUUUUCCUUUUUCAUUCAUGUUUCACUCCUUUUCACUAUUUUCUUACUUUCUUUUUCUCUUUUCCUUUUUGAUUACUCUUUUCCCCCUUUCUUUCUUGUUCUUUUCUUUAUCUUCUUUUUUCCUUGUCAUUACUUUUUUGCUCUUUUUAGCACACCCUGCCAAAUUUUCUGUUUACAUUCAUUCUUCAUUUUAGUCUCUUUUUUUUUAUUUUUAGCCUUUUACUCAUUCAUUCUUUUCCUUCUAAUCAUCUCUUCUUUCUCUUUCACUAUCUUUUUCUCUCUUUUUCUUUGUCAGUUUAUUCAUAAACUUUCUUUAUCUCUAAUUUCAUCUUUUCUUUUCCCUUUUUUCCUCUCUGUCCCCCUCUUAUGUAUUAUAUUACUUUUUUCUUUCUUUUUCUCUCUUUUUUCUUCAUUUGUUCUUUCUUCCUGUUGCAUUUUAUUUUCUUUCUUUUUGCUUCCUGCUUUUACUCUCUUUCUUCUGCUCCUCCCUACCUCCAGCUUCUUUUUUCUUUCUUAUCCUUUGCCUUCUUUCUUCUUUUUCCCUUCUUUAUCACUCUCCUCUCUUUCUCUUAUUCUUUCCAACUCCUCUUCCCUCCUUUUUAUUUAUCUCUUCCCCUUCUCUUCCCUUUGCUUUCUGUCUCUCUUGUUGCUUUCUUCCUUAUUCUUUUUCUUUCUCUCUUUCUCUUUCAUUUCCUCUUCUUUUUUUCUCCUGUUCUUUUCUACUUUCUCUUUUCUUUUUCCCCCCACUUUACCUAUCUCUGUUCCUCUCCAUUUUCUCUCUUCUCCCACUCAUGUUCUUCUUGAAUUUCUUUUUCUUUCUUUCUCCUCUUUCUUCUCACUCUUUUCUUCCUUUAUUUCUCUUUUCAUCCUAUUCCUCCCUCUUUUCUUUUACUCUGUCCACUUCUUUUUCACUUUUCCCCUGUUACUCCAUACUAACUCCUUCCUUUCCUCUUCUUAUAUUCCUAUCUCUCUCUCUCUUUUUUCUCCUUUCUUUCUUCUUCAUUCACUUCUUCCUUUCUCUCUCUUCCUGUUUCUUCUUACUUUGGUCCUUUCUUGCUCCUUUUUGUGUUCUUUCUGUCUUCUGUUUCUCCCUGCUUUUUUGGCUUGCUCCUUUCUUUCUCCAUUCAUUUCUUCUUUUCUCUGUUCUUCUCUGCUUUCUUCGUCCUUCUUGUCUUCCUUUCUCUCUCUCUCUCUCUCACACACUUUUUCCUAUUCCUCUUCACUCCUCUUUUUCUUUCUCAUGUUUCUCCUUGCUGUUCCUGCUCCCUCUAUCCUUUCUCUAUGUAUCAGCUUCCUCCUCCCUUCCUCCAAUCUUUCUCUUUGUUUUCUUCCUCCUGCUUGUUUUCUUUGGUCUUCUAUACAGAUUGCUGAAUUUGAACCAGUCUGCUUACUGAAGCAGUCAAUCUCUCCCUCUCUUUCCCUCUCUCUUUUGAAUGGGUUUAUCUUUCUCAUUUUAACAAGUCUCUCCCUCUCUUUCCCUCUCUCUUUUGAAUUGGUCUAUCUUUCUCAUUUUAACAAGUCUCUCUCUCUCUUUCCCUCUCUCUUUUGA